UCCUCAUGUAUAAGGAGGUUGGAUCUACGUCGGUUGCUCCUCGUCCUGUAUGUGCAAAUGUGAAGAAAGCAUGUCGACUAAACAAACUCGUUAUCACAAGAGAUCUACUUACAAUAACGCCACAGAUGAUAAUGUGUCGCGAGGAGAAGUCACCGGGACAUCUACGUUAUUUUUAAAGCUAAUGGCUGCAGUUUUCUAUGGAGUCUCUUCUUUCCUCAUUGUUGUCGUUAACAAGAGUGUUCUCACUAACUACAGAUUUCCAUCCUCUUUAUCCGUGGGAAUUGGCCAAAUGUUGGCAACUGUUAUUGUGUUGCGAGGGGCAAAGUCAUUAAAUGUGAUAGAUUUCCCAGAUUUCGAUAGAAAUGUCCUACAUAAGGUAUUUCCACUCCCUUUACUGUAUGUAGGAAAUCAACUGACAGGCCUUUUUGGGACACAACAACUCAAUCUGCCAAUGUUUACUGUGCUGAGAAGAUUCUCGAUCUUAUUCACAAUGAUGUUUGAGGGUUACCUGCUCAAAAAGAAGUUUUCAUGGUCAAUAAAGGCAACAGUAUUCACCAUGAUCUUAGGAGCAUUUAUAGCUGCGAGUACAGAUCUAGCAUUUGACCUCCAUGGAUACAUUUUCAUAACACUUAAUAACAUUCUGACGGCUGCUAACGGGGUUUACAUGAAACAAAAACUGGACUCAAAGGAACUGGGAAAAUAUGGGCUGCUGUAUUAUAAUGCAUUAUUCAUGGUUGUUCCCACUGUUGUUUUGGCACACUUCACUGGAGAUCUCCAGAAAGCUUUGGAAUACGAUGGUUGGGCCGAUUUUUUCUUUAUCUUUCAGUUUGUGUUAUCAUGUAUCAUGGGGUUCAUUCUCAUGUACUCGAUUAUGUUAUGUACCCAUUAUAACUCUGCUUUAACAACUACCAUUGUCGGCUGUAUCAAGAAUAUCUUGGUCACAUACAUUGGGAUGGUGUUUGGUGGAGAUUAUAUCUUCAAUUGGCUGAACUUCAUUGGCCUAAACAUCAGCAUUGCUGGCAGUCUUGUGUACUCUUACAUCACUUUCACUAAGGAGCAAAAAAAAACAAGUUGAUGAAAUAAACAUGAUCAGAUGGUCACAAUUUCUACAAAUGAUGGAGGGAGUCAGCAGAGGACACAAGCAGACUCAUUUUAUAGUGCCUUAUAUGAUAUUAAGCUUAAUGGUGAAGCAGUUUUUAAGAAGCUUUGGAUCCAAAAGUGUUUUUUCCAUUAAGUUCUAUUUUAUCUAUUUUAUUUUUAAAUCUACUAAAUAAAUGGACCAAAUCAA
This is a messenger RNA of Paramisgurnus dabryanus, 1288 nucleotides long. RefSeq names its product solute carrier family 35 member D1b (gene slc35d1b). The record is from RefSeq and is a predicted model, not a curated record. NCBI's taxonomy places the organism in Eukaryota, Metazoa, Chordata, Actinopteri, Cypriniformes, Cobitidae.